Molecule: messenger RNA, 1234 nt
Organism: Centruroides sculpturatus (bark scorpion)
Lineage: Eukaryota; Metazoa; Arthropoda; Arachnida; Scorpiones; Buthidae
Exons: 5
Coding region: 47-1219 (390 amino acids)
Source: RefSeq, a predicted model, not a curated record
GUAGAAGCGGCAAGUGUUGAAGUUCAACAAGUAACCGAGUUGCAAUAUGGAGAAUAAUAAAGAAAAAGACCAUCGAAUACAAAUAAAAAUACUCUAUAUUCUAAACCUGCUGCUCCUCUUGUUUGUCCUGGUGUUUGUCAUCAUUCAUUCAUCUCAAAAUUCUACUAUUCGAAUAUCUUCACCCGAUGUAGAAGUGCGUUAUAUCGAAUCUGAGAAAACUCAAGGAAAGGAUGAAAACAUUAAUCGUGACAUUACUCGUCAUCGAGUUAAAGUAAGAGAAAUGUCUUCUAAAACUGAAUGCGGAGAGAAAGACAAAGAUGCAGUAAUACUGAACGGAAAAUGCAGUAUAAAAAAAUCUGAACUUUGCGAGUAUUGUCUUACUGGAGAAGACAUUUGUAAAAGGAACACAACAGAAACAGAAGGGAGACAAGAGGAAGAAAAGAAAAAACAGAAAAGUAGAGAUUGCAUUCUCGACAACGUUACAGAUUACCAGAUCAUUCCAUUCCCAAUACAUAAUGGGAUCGAAAGACUAGCUGUUGCACAAUUUGAAGAGGAUUCUGAAGGAAAUCUGGACAUUUGGCUGAAGGAAUUUGAAAAUCCUGUUUUAAAAAAAUACAGAUUAAAUGAAAACGGAACUUAUGAAAUUUUCAAAGAAAUUCGUUUUCCUGACACAUCGACAGAUUGGGGAAUUGUAUACAAUGGAAGUUAUUACUGUCGAUAUUAUUAUGAACGCGCAAUUUUCAAAUACAACCUCCAGACUUGGGAAUCGAAAAUAGGAGAUGAAAUUAGUCAUGUUCCAGAAGUUGAUAACAUGUAUUUCUUCACAGACGAGGACGAUAUUUGGAUAAUUAGCUUAACAAGUUUUCAUAUUGACAAUUCUGACGAGGCGCUUCAAAUCGAUCCAGAGAGUUUAGAAAUUUUGUCUAAGCAAAAAAUUGUUCUUGGAAAUUGCAUGCUUGAAUAUGUAUUCGUUGCUUAUGGCAAAGUAUAUUGCUUGAGUGGUUCGGGAGGUCGAGAAAUUUCUUUGUUGUGGGAUAUGACCAAAGAAGAAAAUUUAGACGUCAUUAUAAAUAUUAAUAGAAAAGAACCUCUUAAUGCUUUUAAUCUGUUCUAUAAUUUUAAAGAACAACAUCUUUAUGUACUUCACGGAUAUUCAGAAUACUUGAAUUACACUCUUCAUAGAUACAAAUUACACUUUAAUUGUUCGUCUGAGGAGUGAACAAUUGCAUCGAUA